Geodia barretti is the source of this 257-nucleotide messenger RNA. Lineage: Eukaryota; Metazoa; Porifera; Demospongiae; Tetractinellida; Geodiidae. The record is from the annotation of a GenBank genome assembly.
UUGUCAGUCCAGGUGAGGGUGGGGAGAGGGUUUCCAGAGAGACCAGUACCACAGACCAGAGUGGCUGACUCUCCCUCCACUACUGCCACUAUCUCUGACCCUGGACCUGAAAUUCCUGCCCCAACUGCACACAGCAACACACAGAGAGAGGGGGAGGCACACACACCAUCCACUGACUGAUCUGUAACACACCGAGGCCAAAUCAAGACAACUAACAUCACACACUUAACUAGUGGAAAUGUUGAACAUUGUUGGCG